Messenger RNA from Pelobates cultripes (western spadefoot toad), 7792 nucleotides. The record is from the annotation of a GenBank genome assembly. Lineage: Eukaryota; Metazoa; Chordata; Amphibia; Anura; Pelobatidae.
UGAAUACAGUGACUGUCGAUUCUAAGACACUUUAGCAAGCAGCUGGUCCAGGAAAGUGAGGUAUCUUACUGAUAAUAAUGUCUGCAACUAAAAUGCAAUAUAGCACAAGAACAAUGUAUCUUAUUUAAACAGACUGAUUUCUAAAUCCACUUAUUGAUGUUUAUAUAUUGUUUAAAGCCACAUUAUUGGGAGUAUUUUUGCUGUUGAGCUCUGGUAUACACUCAGGGACACCAAAAUUAUGGAGCUCCUAGAAAAGAGGGACAUUUGGAUAGAAAAGAGGGACAGAGUGAUGUGGGUCCAAAAUAGGGACUGUUCCUCCUAAAUAGGGACACAUGGGCAGUGUGUUAAUAUACAUUGUAAAGAACUGUGUCUAAAAAGACUUUAAUCAUUGUGACAGAAGCGCUCAUGUCAUGGCCUUCUGGAGUGGCCAAAGACCCACAGACUAUGGACCUGGUCCCAGGAGUCCCUGAAAGUGUGAACAUUUGCAUAAUUCUGGUAUGAAAACUAGGGCAACCACAUACAUGAUUAAAUGUAUAUAUUAUUGUUUUUUUGUAUUGUGUUUGGAAAUGUUGUUAUAUGUAGUUUAUGUAUUAAUUUUAACUGCUCAUUUGUAUGUUAAAUGUUUGUCACCAAAUGUUUAAGAACUAGUCCCCAAAGGCUUCCCUUUUGGAACUUGUGUCCUGUGUGGAUUUUUAGGGGAUCCCAGUAACAGAGUCUUCGGACCUGUUGGCUGGCUACACGAUCCCACUAGCUCUGGGAUAAAUCAAGAGAGCUAGGCCAGUGAGGCAGAGGUGGAUACCUGCCUGGAAGAAGGGCUGCUGUGGAAUAGGCAGAGGGAACGAUCCCUGCCUGGAGAAGGGUUGCAUCAUACUAUGCAUAGAAGGAAAGCUGCAGUGGAAUAGUUAGAGGGGACGAUCCUUGCCUGGAAGGAAAGUUGCAGAGGAAUAGGGUAGUUCUCAAGUCCACAUAUUAGGUUGCCAUAUGCUAUAACUUAUAUGAGAUUGUGUCCACCUAGUGUGAGUCUGUGGGAGUAUUAGACUGGCCAGACAUAUCAGACUUUGCCAACCAUUUCUUUGCACUACGGUCUGGAGCUCAGAGAGAAAGUCACCUGAGGCUUUAAGAGGUAUUGCCCCUGGGAGAUGAAUCCACAUGUCUGUGUGAGGUGUCCACGGGUAUGUGUAGCUGAUCACUGGAGACAUGGGAUUGUAUGCGUGUAUCUGUCCCAGUCAGCCAACUCCCUCUGCUGGGAAACACAUGGAGUCUGUCGGUGGGUCUUGGCGUGCCGCUGCUAUACAGGUUCGGAUGUAGGUGUCCCUCCAGCCGCAGCCUGGUGUGAAGGUCCGCAUCUCUUUGCCACUAACUCGGUUCUUAGAGGCUGAGUUCCCUCCACUUGUGUGAGCGCUGGGGGGCCUGAUGGUCUGUUGCCGCUUGGAUGCCUCCACAGGCGCUGCGUCCGAGGGUGACACCUUCCUACCCCGCUGCAUGCGGCCUUGCUCACUCCUGUCUUUCAGGUAUUGUAGCUUGGUCUCCGUUUUCUGUUCCUGCUCCCAGAGUUUCUCCCAGAAGCGGAGAAAAAUUUCCUCCAAGCGCUGCAGGGUGUCUGUGGUUUCCCCGCGUAUGGGGCCUUGACUGUGGCACAGGUUGUGGUCAGCAGCCACCAUCUUGAGUUACAUAAGCUGUAAGUAACCUCAAGUUUUGAGGCUGAAGACCCGGUCUAAGCGGUUUGCUCCAGACGCUUUAGAGUAGACCGGGAUAUCCGCCCCAGUCCAAAGGUGUGUGUGUCUGUGUGGUCCUUUGAGCGGGGAGAGCGGCCGUCUCACCCCGGCUCGGAGCUCGGUAGGCCUCAGGAGGGUAUCUCUGGUCCCGGGCGGUGAUAAAGGUAAGUCAGGUAUCGAUGAGUUCACCCGGGUGUCCCCUUCUUGCUGAUAGCCCUCCAGGAGGCAGAUGUGCCAGGUUUGGGGGGUUAUUUUCCCCUAAAGCAUCUAUUUUCCCAGGAGCUCUGUCCAGGAACAUCUGCUCAGCCUGGAAGCUAGGCUCCGCCCCCUUGUUUUUGUAUUUUAUUGUACCAUAAUGUAUCAAUGCACUGUUUUGUGGACCCAGGACAUACUUGAAAACAAGAGAAAUCUCAAUGUAUCUUUCCUGGUAAAAUAUUUUAUAAAUAAAUAAAAUAGUUGUAAGACACAUUUAUUCAUAUUCCUGUGGAGCUCCAUUAUACACCCAGACACACCUAGAGAGCAGCAACAUUUGGAUUGAGGCAUUUGGGCCCAAUAUAGGGACUGUCCUUCCUAAAUUGGGACACUUGAGAGCGUUGCUGACAUGCAAGCAAUUGUGGAUCAGACUCUUAAAGAGUUGGAGAGGAAAAUAAUGUGCAAGGUGCCCUCUCUGGCCAUCUGCAGUACUACAAAAUAGUUAUGGUUCUAUUCAGUAAACUGAGAAUUCACAAUCAACUUAUUGCAACAAAGAUAGAUAUUUAUUUCUACCUUAGCAAUUUUUGCUCUAAAUUUUUCUAUUUGAUUUUUAACUCCUUGUAUAGGUAAUAUACUCCUUUGUCAAACAUUUUCAGAGAUGAACAUUAUAUUAUUUUUCUUUGUGGAAAAAGUUAUAGAUUUUAUUUGUAAAAUUAACAAUAACAUUUAAUGCAACAUUAUAUGAAAAAUAUGGCACAUGGUAUAACAUUGUUAUGCACAUUCUAUAGAAUCAUUCAAUUUCUGCUUCAUUCUCCUAAAUCUCUGGCAAAAUUCUGCCAACAAAGUGUGUAAAAGUUAAAUAAGUCCAAACUGUGGACCAUAAAUUCGAGCGUUCCGGUUCCCAUUCCAUCACCUUUCAAUGUAGUUUUUCAGCAGUUAGAAAAGUCAACGUGAGCUGAAAGGUCAUUUUUAAAAAUGUUUUUGCACUCUUUUAUUUGCCACCAGUCAGUUAUGUAAAUUUACUCACAGCUUGUGCUGUUUGCCAAAAUGCAGACCUGAGUUUUGCUAUGAGCAUGCACUCAAGUCAGACAAGAUGCUCUUACUCCCAACUCAGUAUGGCUUCUGAAUUGUUUCACCAUGUUGGUGAAGAUCUCCAGCCCCUCCACCAAUCCAUCCCCUGUUGCAGCACAGCAUCCCUGGAUAUGCCACUGGUGAUCCUGUAUCUUCAUCAGUCCCAGUGCCUCGGCUACGUCCAGUGUUUUCCUGGCACCUGGAAGGUCCUGCUUAUUGGCCAUCACCAAAAGUGGGACCCCUCUCAUAUCAUCAGUUUCAAGAAUGGCUUCAAGUUCACUCUUUGCUUCAGGAAAUCUCUCCGAAUCAGCACUGUCCACCACAAAGAUCAGUCCAUGUCUGUUCUGAGAGUAUUGUCUCCACAGCGGUCGGAUCAAUUCGUGGCCACCGACAUCCCAGACGGUGAAGGACUCAUUACGAAUGGGCUCAAUCGUUUCCAUAUUGAAUCCAAUUGUAGGGAUAGUGCAGACAGCCCUAUUCAGCUUCAUCCUGAACAGAACUGUGGUCUUCCCAGCUGCAUCGAGACCCACCAGGAGGAUAUGAGCCUCGGUUCCACUGAGGUCCAUAAGAGCGUAAUGGAGACUGCUCAGGAUGAUACCCAAGAUUCACAGUGGAUGUUCUUUCCGGAUUCUGUUUCUGCAGAUCUACGUAUUUGUCUGUAGUAGCUUUGUUUGUGUCUUGCAUGCUGCUCUGCUAUAUAUACAUGAGCAGUGGCUUUACAGGCUCAUCUCUCUUGGCUGCACCUUAUGGUUACCUGGCAACCAAUGAACACUCUGUGAAUGGAAUUUGCUCAUUGCUCUGUCACUCUGUGCUCUGUGGGAGGAUUUCUCGAAGAAGUGUUUUCACAUCGACACUGCGGACAGCAGCACAGGAAAUUACCUCAGCAGAGAGAGGGUGACUCUGGGAUCAGAAUACAAUAACUUUAUUGCACUUAAACAAUCUUCACAAAAGUACAUGCCAUCAUAUUAGCUUUUCAUAUUAGUUCUACAAAAACAGAGACUAUUGAUACAUUGAAACAUAGAAUGUGACGGCAGAUAAGAACCAUUCGGCUCAUCUAGUCUGCCCAAUUUUUAAAAAAGAUUCUCAUUAGUCUCUUAUAUCUAUGAUUUUUUGAUGCAAGCAAAUCCAUAGAUCUGUUACCUGGCACCAUGCCUCCUAAGGCAACAGUAUAUGCCUUAUCUCCACAGGAGAGUAGGAUUAUGGAGGAUUACAUCAAAGAUUCUUUACUUAAAGGUCACAUACAUAACUCCUCUUCACCUGCUGGUGCAGGGUUCUUUUUUGUGUCUAAAAAAGUUGGAGAGUUACGCCCAGGUAUUGAUUAUAGGGCAUCGAACAAGAUAACCAUCAAAAAUGCUUAUCCCAUUCCCCUUAUCUCAGUACUAUUUGACAGACUCCAAGGCGCUAAGAUAUUUAUCAAUCUCAACCUUAGGAGUACUUAAAUGUUGGUAAGGAUUAAAAAGGGUCAUGAAUGGAGAACUGCAUUUAAGACAAGAAGUGGUCACUAUGAGCAUCUUGUCAUGUUCUUGUCACGCUUUAACUUUCUCAUCACUUACAGGCCUGGUCCUAAGAACAUUAAGGCAGACACCAUAUAUAGGCAAUUUGACCUAGAGGUGAAACAAGAACAAGAAACUUCUCCCAUCAUACCAACGGAAUGUAUCAUUGCCUCUACGGUGCUUUCAUUGUCUUCUCCUCUUCUCUGUGCUAUAAUGGCAGCUCAGACUCCGGCACCUAGUGAUAAACCUCAAGAUAGAUUGUUUGUUUAUUCCGUUACUAAAAAGAGAGGAGGUACUAAGAGUGUUUCAUGAUAAUGUGACAGCUGGUCAUCCAGGUAUAAUAAAACUGUUUCCGCUGUCUCUAGGUCAUUUUGGUGGCCAUCUCUUAGAAAGGACAUCAGGGAGUAUGUGGAGGCAUGUACUAUUUGUGCGGUUUCUAAGGUUCCCCAUAAACUACCUUGUGGGCUAUUACAACCCAGUAUUCCAUGUCUCAUUUGUUUAUGUACUUUAUUGUGGAACUACCUAUUUCUAAUGGCUACUUUGUUCCCCUCAAAAAGAUACUUCUUCCCUAGAGCUGGCUCAUAUAUGGCGCGGCUGAGAGAGCCAACCAAUCAUUGGAACAAUAUUUGAGAUAUUUUAUUUAUGGCACCCAGGAAAACUGGUCUGGUUUACUACCAUGGGCCGAAUUCGCCAGAAAUAAUACAACCCAUGACUCAUCUGGACAUAGUUCAUUUUUUGUUAACAACGGUCGUCAUCCUACUGUCCUCCCUGCAGUGUUCUCUGACACUGCUAUUCCCACUAUGGAUGACUUGUAUACGUGAGGUCCACAUGGCUUUAGAAACUGCUGCUGCUCGUUUUAAAAUGCAUGCUGAUAAGCGGCGUGGUGCCAACCCUGUUUACCAGGUGGGUGAUCAGGUAUGGCUUUACUCACGAAAUAUCAAACUCAAGGUUCCUAGCAUGAAGUUUGCUCCCAGAUUUAUUGGGCCCUUUAGAAUAAUUUGCAGGAUUAAUCCUGUGUCUUAUUCCCUGGCUCUCCCCGCAUCUCUGCGUAUACCUAACACGUUUCAUGUAUCCCUACUGAACCCUCUUAUCUGUAACAGGCUUACCCCCCUUCUGACCCUCCCCCUCCUUUGGUUAUUUCUGGACAGGAGGAGUACGAAGUCUCCUCUAUACUUGACUCCAGGUUUUCUCGCAGAUCUCUGCAGUAUUUGGUUGAUUGGAAGGAUUAUAGGACUGCCGAUCAUUAUUGGAAUUCUGCCUUGGACAUAUAUGCGGGCCGCAAACUCCCUACUUUCCAUGCUAGGUUUCCCCUCAAGCCUGGUCCUGCCCACCCGACAAGUGGUCUUCAAGUGGGGGGUACUGUCACGGCUCCUGGGAAUUUUGCCGGCGUGGUUGCACAUAAAGUAAGCAACCACGCAGACAGAAAAAAAUUAUACUUACCUUGUUCGCGGCUGAUCACUGCCCGACCUCCCUCCAGUCCAGUCCCCAGCGGGUGCGACGCUCUUAGGAGUGCCGAAAGCUGCGGUUCUGAUUUUUGUAAUAAACUUACCUUCGCCCACACCAAAGAUGGCGCCAACGUGCGUGCAACGUCACAUCAUAGGCCCGCACGCACGUUUUGGUGUCAGAGGUCAGGGGCAGCCAAUUACAGGCAAAGGAGGGGUAUUUAAACCCAAAUUAUCUUUCUGUCAGUGCCCUGUCAUGGUUUCCCUUUGAUGGUUAUCCGAGAGUGUGUUCCUGAUCGUGUUUUUCUGGUUUUUGACUUUGGCUUCCUUCUGACUUCCCUUAUUUCUGGUAUCCUUGACUUUUGGCUUUUCCUUGUCGCUAUUCCUCAUGCUGUGUCCCUGACCUUGGCAAGUAUUUUGACUAUUCUCUGGUAUGUUUAGUCCGGCCAUUCUAAGGUCCGGUUAGACAUUAUCCUUAAACCUAGGUGUAAUACAAUUCUGCGUGCUGGAUCAGCAGUAAUCCUGACAAUUUGGUAAAGAUACUCCUUGUUUUGGGUCCAAAUCCAUCUGUCUCUCUUUUAUAGGAGCUCCAUAUUGUUGGUGGGUCUGAGUAUGUGUGUCUCCUUAGCCCAGAAUCAAGGGGGUGGAGAGGCAGUAAGAUGCGGUUGUCUUUACUUUUUUUUCCAAUAUGCAACUGUCUAUCAAAGAGACAGUUGCUUGAUGAAAUUGAUGAUGUCAAUUGAUACAGCAGGAUGACUGUGUAUUAAAAUAGAUGAGGAUAGUGGGAAGCAUCACCGUUCUUUUAGGGGGUGGUGGUGGUUGUGCGCAAUGUAGAAGUCCUAGUGACUUGACAUGCGCAUAGUCGUCCCUUAGGCUGUCAAGAAUGUCCUGGGAUCCUACACGCAGAAUGCAAUUACUAGUAAUGUAAAACCAAGAUUUAUAUGCACUAACGAACAUGUUUUCUUUUUUCCAUACAGUCAUAGGCAACUGUUAUUUUUCCUUACUGAGUACUUAGAAAUCACAGUCUUCAGUUAUCACAAAUUCUGAUAAAUGCUCACUCAUGUGUUAUACUUUUUUUUGUAUUUAACAGAACUUAAAAGUAAACCUUCAGCAUGGGAAGCAUGGUAACCCGAAUACAGGGAUUCUGUGGGAGGAUGGGCCCCAUGAAAGCUAGAAUUGUGAUGGUUGGAUUGGAUGGAGUUGGCAAGACAACAAUUCUCUACCAGAUGAAACUCAACAAGACCAUGUCCACUACCCCAAGUAUUGGGCAUCGCGUAGAGACUUUGGACCCAAUUUCGUUGGUGUCAUUCACUUUGUGGGAUGUUAGUGUGGGGGCUAAGGGAUGGCCAUUGAUUCGACAUUUUCUACCAGACAGUCAUGGCUUAGUGUUUGUAGUGGACAGUACAGAUUCUGAAAGAUUUGGUGAAGUCAAAGAAAAUUUGUUUUGUUUGGUUUUUGAAGACACGGACAAUCUACCUCUAAUUGUCCUCGCCAACAUGCAAGAUAUAGAGGGGGCACAUAGCCCAGCAGACAUUGCUCGUUAUCUGGAGCUUGAGAAAAUAAAGCAUAGAAGGUGGGAGAUAUGUGGGUGCUGUGGUACAGAUGGGAAUGGUCUGCUAGAAGCUUUUGAGAAACUUUCAUCCAUGGUCAAAGAUUGGAAACAAGUGUAGAUUGUUAUUUCUGUGCCGAUUCUGCAUUGCAGGGAAACUUCUCCAAAUCUAAUGACUUUGUACAUUUUCACGAAACUAAUGGUAAACUAUAGAUAACAUAUCUGCUUUUAAAAUACAUUUUUAAGUACAUUGAUAAUUCUGUGGUAUUAUUGUUUGAUGGUGCAUGUGUAGUAGAGUGAAGUCACUAAUAAUUAGAAUUUGACCCAAUC